AAGAUUUUGGAGCCUGCAAGCAGCUACUUCGACGAGGAUCUCAGGUAUCUGAGGUUCUGCGGCGGUCACAGCAGCAAGAAAACGUUUGACGGUGAGAUCCAGAGCCCCGGCUUUCCGGCACUUUAUCCGAAAAAUGUCACCUGCAACUGGCUGAUUAGAGUGGAUCCGGGCAAAAAAAUUUACAUACGUGUCCGGUACCUUGAACUCUCGCCAACUAUGGCAGAAUGCGAGAGGGCAUCAUUAUAUGUAAUUGACGGUUAUCGCUACGAGUCGCCUGAUUUAAUGAGGAAGGAUGAGGGAAGCCAAGUGAAGUUUUGCGGUAGCCAGCUGUACUACACUGAGGAAGGCAUGAAAUCAUAUAUGUCCACUGGCAAUCGCCUUAUCGUUAAAUUCGUGACCAAGGAUAGUCCCAGUCCGUCGCUGCUCGCGAAGUACGAGGACGAAGGCAAACCGAUCGGUUUUCGCCUUGUGUGGACUGAAGUUGACGACCAGCUUUCCGAUGGACAAGGCUUUGCAUGCAAAGGCGGCGAAUUAUGCAUCGAUAAUGGCCAGAAUAUUUGCGCUAGCCGAAGUCAAUUAUGCAUCGAUAAAUCGCUUACUUGUAACGGUAUUCACAACUGCGCUGAAAACGAUCACAGCGAUGAACAGGACUUGAUAUUGUGGCAACGAGCCCGGAUCCGGAGACGUGUUGAGAAAAGGAAACGUGAACAGCUGGAAGCAGCUACAAUCACUGAUAGCAACGGUAAAAAUGCAGUGGUUUGGGAGCCAACAAAUUGCCGAAUAACAGAUCUCGAUUCGCCAAGCAUUCAGCAACAUUGCCCCCAUCGUAACCUCUGUCAACAUCACCACCACCACCAUCAUCAGCAGCAACAACAACAAAAUCACUUCAUCCUUCCAGAAAUGAAUACAUUCCGAUCAGCACUUUUAUGA
Messenger RNA from Gongylonema pulchrum, 930 nucleotides. NCBI's taxonomy places the organism in Eukaryota, Metazoa, Nematoda, Chromadorea, Rhabditida, Gongylonematidae. The record is from the annotation of a GenBank genome assembly.